Molecule: messenger RNA, 3357 nt
Organism: Drosophila obscura
Lineage: Eukaryota; Metazoa; Arthropoda; Insecta; Diptera; Drosophilidae
Gene: INPP5E
Product: inositol polyphosphate 5-phosphatase E
Exons: 3
Coding region: 361-2661 (766 amino acids)
Biological process (GO): phosphatidylinositol dephosphorylation
Molecular function (GO): phosphatase activity
Source: RefSeq, a predicted model, not a curated record
GCGACGGCGUCGGGAGCGCAUCUGCAUUAUUCGAUGACGACUUGGCUGCUGUCUGCCAUUACUAUUUAUAUGCCAUUAUACCCGUGCUGCUGAGCAAAACAAACAGUCAGCGCGACGGGCAGAGGCCAAGAAUCUCAUAAAUGUCAACCAUACGUUAGACGAGAACUAGCCACUGACCGCGCGCCAUGGGCAGCCGAGAGAUCCGAUUCCCGUGACAAAACCUAACAAAGCACAAAUUUACUUUGCACAGUGCCUUCCUCCGGCAGAGGUUGAGCUAACCUCGUGAUGCAAGGAAGAUCAAGACCAACAAACAACGUGAUUUGAUAAGACUUUUUGGCGACUUUGGUGACUCCGUACGCCAUGCAGCACAGCAGCGCUGGCAGCGAGGAGCGCAUCACUAGCUCCACCAGCAGCCCCCGCUCUGGCCACAAGACGGGCAGCUCUCUCUUCGGGCUGCUGACCAAGCGCCCCAGCAAGGUUGAGCCCCAUCCCGUAACUCCCGAAUCGCCAAGCCUUCAACGACGUCCCGUGUCCGCCUGCGGCCACUAUGAUGUGAGCUUCGCCAAGGCGACAGCGGAGCAAGCGGGAAACCAUGCUGCCGUCAUCAGCAGCAGCAACAACAACAACAGCAAUAGCAACCACAAAAGCCAAACUCUGCCGCUGGAGAAAUCGCACAGCGGUCUGAUAAGCUUCCACAGGCGUACCAAGCCGCCGUCAAAGAGCAAAGGACACGCCCACCGCUACAGCAGUGACGCGGGCUCGCAGAGCGAUGGAGGCGCGGACGUUGUGAUGCGUCGCAAGUCGCCCAAGCACCGGUCGCCGAACCACAACCGAUUCAGCCACCAGUUCAGUCUCUGCUGCAAGGCCGAGAAGAAACCCCUGACGCCGCCGGUCACGGUCCGCUACAAUUCCAUACCGGACAGCAACAGUGUGCUGCGUCGCGACAACCUAUCGCUGAGCUGGAGUAUGGUGGAUAACAAUUCCGUCUCGCUGCACUCCAGCGAGGGCGGCACUUCGUUUCAGCGCCCACGUCUGUCCAGUGAGUGCGCCAGUGCACCAGAAUCGCCGGUCGGCACCAACACCUUCUUUGCCCAAUGCAGCAACGCCGCUGUCGUCGCUUCUGCCACAGCCGGCGCAUCGGCCUACGCUGCUGUGGCGCGAAGUGAAAGCAUGCCCCGUUCUCCGAUCCGGCCAAUCGCAGUCUCGGCCUGCCGCUCGCGUCUCCGCCUCAAGCUUUAUCCGCCCGGGAAGGAGCUGCCGCAACUGCACACCACUGACGAGUCCACAGACAUUAAGCGUGCCACCACGCCUCAGCACAUGUCCUCGCCCAACAUAGCCAGCCAGCCGGAUGGGUUUGAAGCGCCCAUGCAGGAGCAGCCCGGCGUCCGUUUCAUGUCGCACGAGAACAUGACGCUGCAGCGACAGGGCUCUGGCUCUAAUCUCGCACGUCAAGCGCUGGUGGCUGCUCAUGCCCUGAACCUAAUACCUGCCGACAAGGCACGCGAACGAAGCUACCUGGACGGGCGUCUGGGCUCCUCCUCUCUGCUGGGGCCCAGCGAACUGAGCCGCGUGCUGCCGCAGAAGGAAGUCACCAUUUUCGUGGGCACAUGGAACAUGAAUGGUCACAGUCCACCCAAGCAAUUGAAUGACUUUGUGCUGCCGCCCAAUGUGGAGCAUGUGCCGGACAUUGUUGUGAUGGGCACGCAGGAGUCCUCGCCGGAUCGUUUUGAGUGGGAAGUGACGCUGCAGGAGACCCUCGGCCCCUCGCAUGUGCUCUUUCAUUCGACCACUCUGGGCACCCUCCAUCUGGCUGUCUACAUGCGGCGCGAUCUCAUCUGGUACUGCUCGGCGCCGGAGGAUGCCUCCAUGUCGGUUCGCACCGGCUCUGCCUUUCGCACCAAGGGUGCUGUGGCUAUAUCCUUCUGCCUAUUCGGUACUUCCAUGCUCUUUGUGACCUCCCACUUGACCGCCCACCAGCAGAAGGUGAAGGAGCGGGUGUCGGAUGUGAAGCGCAUUAUUAACGCUCUGGAUUUGCCUCGAAAUUUGCCCAACCUUCGGCACAAAAACAAGGAUGUGACGCAGAACUUCGACAACGUCUUCUGGUGCGGUGACCUGAACUUCCGACUCGGCGAGCCGCGCGAGAAAUUGAUGGAGUGGAUUCAAAACACAAAGUUCCCGCUGCCCUCGCACUUGCCACACGGUUACAUGCAUACGGACCAACUUUCCUCUGUGCUGGCCGACGGUGCGGCCUUCCGUGGGUUCAUGGAGGCGAAUAUAACAUUUCCACCCACUUACAAGUACGACCCGGGUAGCCAGAACUUCGACACCUCCUCAAAGCAGCGCGCUCCUGCCUACACGGACAGAAUCCUCUACAAGUACAGGCAGGUGCAGGGCCUGGUCAUACGUCGCCAGACCUUAAUACCGGGCGUGUCCACGCCGACGCAGCCCUAUGUGGAGUGCCUUCUGUACGAUUCGGUACCUUCCAUAACCACAUCGGACCAUAAGCCGGUGUGGGCUCUCUUUAAAACUCUCAUCCGUGCCGGAACUGACGCGAUUCCCUUGGCCGCUGGAUUGUUCAGUCGGGACAUUUACCUGGAGGGAAUGCGACGUCGCUUGAAUAACCAAUACACGGGCGCCUCGGCCGUGUGUGCCAUACAGUAGACUCUCAUUGGUAGCUAUUAGCUAGUCAGAGUUGGAAGUGGAGUGGCGGUUCUGGAAGCUUCUUCCAGCCACCAACUUAGUCAUUUACUCGAACCCGUCAGCUGACAUUUCUACAGUGCUAGUCAAAGCUUUCCUACGGUUGUGUGUCGCCAUUGUAUUACCUAGAUAGGAAUGCUACCCUGCAACAGUCUAAUACCAAAUACCAAAAAAAAAAAAAAUCGUUCGUGACUUGCCAUGCAACGCCGCGGUAGUACUUAGGCGCCGCCUUUCGCCUUUCGCCUCGAGGCCUUAGAUCGUAAUACGUUCCUUAUGAAAUGAUUAUGAAUGCAUACUCAGAAACAAUUCUGUACCUCUACUACUCUAAAGCACAAGCCUAGCGUGUAGUUAAGUUAAAUGUGUUUUAGCUAAAAAGUAGUCCAAAUAUUGAAAGGAGCUCGAAGAACUAUGAAUUACAUUGAUUGUUUAAACUUUAAACUGAAGUAGAAGUAAAUAUACAUGCAUAUUAUAAUACGAAUCUGAAUAACGCUAUUGUUGAUUCUUGAGUCUCGAAUCUAUUGUUAUAAUAUUUAUUUGAUUAUUAUUUAGUUCCUAAGAUUGUUACUGUUGAAUCGUGUCUAGUGAUCUGAUUAUUUUUAUAGUUUGCACAAAACCCUAUGAAGAUUUUAUUUCGUUUUAAGCACAAAUAAUACUUUUCUU